AUGGGUGUUUUGAGCGAGUCAUGGUGUUUUUGCAAAGGAGUCGGAAAGUCUGAGAAAUUGAAGGCUGCCCUUUUUACUGGAAAGGGUCCCGCGAUUGCCAGGAUAUCCGCCACCCCCAAUGGAAUCUCCGGCACUGGAUUCCUGAUCCACCGGAAUCUUCUCUUGACUGCUCAUGUUAACAUUCCCUCUGUAGCUGCUGCUGAGAGUUGCGAGAUCCGCCUCCAAAACGGUGUCGCUGCCAGUCUCGUUCCUCACAGGUUUUUCAUUACCACCUCUGUUCUAGAUCUUACCAUAGUGGGUUUAGAUUCUGUGGAUGGAGAAUCAAAUGCCCAAGUGCAACAACCACACUACUUGAAGACCUGCUCUAAACCAAAUCUGGAUUUGGGAAGUGCUGUUUACUUUUUAGGUCAUACAGAUAACGAAGAACUAACAGUUGGUGAGGGAAAGGUGGUAAUUGCCACUGACAAUCUUAUAAAACUGUCAACUGAUGGAAUAGCUUGGAGCCCUGGAUCUGCAGGGUUUGAUGCCCAAGGUAAUCUUGCAUUCAUGAUCUGUGAUCCCAUGAAACUAGCCACAUCUCCAAAUACUAAAUCUUCUUCAACUUCAUCAUCAUCCUCAUCAUCAUGGAAGAAGGAUUCUUCCAUGCAAUUUGGUAUUCCUGUACCCAUUAUCUGUGAUUGGUUAAACCAGCAUUGGGAAGGCAACCUCGAUGAACUUACCAAACCCAAAUUGCCAAUAAUCAGAUUGAUGUCCACAGGACAGAAGAGUGAGCAUUCUUGUGCUUCCUUCACACUCCGGCAGGUUUUUAAGUCAACAGAAGCUGAUAACGAUGGCACCCCAUCAUCCAAUACAGUCUCAAAAGGUAGAGAUCAAUCAGAUCCAGGUAGUUCUGGCACAGCAGAUGCUGUCAAGGAAGGAACCCUAACCACCGAUUCACUUGGUGCCCAUGUCCAAGGAAUUCCAACCCCAGAAAUAUAUGAAUCACCAAAGCUGACAGCAGGCCCUCUUAGGAAAAAGGAAAGUGCCCAGAUCCAGCUUUUGGAUAUUAAUUUCCCUCCAAGGGUGACCAAAACUACAGUUCAACCACAGCCAGACAAACAGCUGCUGCCAAACUCCAAUGAGAAUUCUGUCAAGGAAAUGCCACUGCAGAUACCAGUGAGUGAAGAUCAAAUCAAGGAUAGAGGACUUGCUAGUACCGAAGUGGAUGCUGACAUUGCCUCAACAGGUUCUGUGAAUGGAGCACACAGUGAGGUUCAGUCUAGUUCCUCCCCUGUCGAGGUUUCAGAGAUGUAUAAAGAAUACAGCAGUGAGGGAGAAACAACUAUGUACUCUGCAGAAACUGCUGAGAGUCGAAACUAUACGAGUCCUAGAGAGGGAAAGUUUCAACAAGUUGGGCGGAGCCACAGUUGUGUGAGUUAUAAUAGAUGGGGAACUGCUCAAAGGAACCAGGUGGCCCGAAGGGCGAUGCUUGAGCAACAGAGAAGUUUCAUCCAUGGAAGGAAAAUGUAUUCACAAGGGGCGACUUCUCAAAGGAGUAACGACUACUACAGCCCAACUGUGUCUUCUAUAAUGAAGAAGCGAAACAACUCAGAGCAGCCAACCAGACCGAAGCAAAGUGCUGUCCACUCCUCUCCUAGAUGGAUGUUUUGA
Molecule: messenger RNA, 1650 nt
Organism: Dovyalis caffra
Lineage: Eukaryota; Viridiplantae; Streptophyta; Magnoliopsida; Malpighiales; Salicaceae
Source: the annotation of a GenBank genome assembly